UGCUUUUUCCAACACCCGGAAAUGUGCCGACUUGUGCUACACGAUGAUACAGGCUCUUAAAGGCGUGAGGUAUCUACAGACCAGGACAAUCUCACAAGCAGUUUCAGAGCUCUCUGUUCCGGUCCCAUGGGGAGAGAUCAGAGGUAGAGUCUGGGGUCCUGAUCAUGGUCGUCCGGUCCUGUGCCUGCACGGCUGGGCUGACAAUUGUGGUUCAUUCAACACCCUCAUCCCACUUCUACCUAAAGAGUGCAGAUAUGUGGCGGUGGACCUUGCAGGUCAUGGCCUGUCAUCACAUCGUCCUCCUGGAGUUUUCUAUGCCUUUCCUUACUAUGUGAUGGAUGUACGCAGAGUUGUCGAUGCUCUGCAGUGGAGCAAAUUCUCCAUCAUAGGCCACAGCAUGGGGGGUAAUGUUGCUGGAAUGUUUAGCGCUCUGUUUCCUGAGAUGGUGGAUGCUGUCGUGCUACUGGACUCUUACGGAUUCCUUCCAACAGAUCCAAAAGAAAUUCCUAAAGUGAUGAGGGAUGGGAUGGAUGAGAUGCUUCAGUAUGAAAAAAAAUCAGAAGAGGACAAGAGAAAAGUCUACACUCAUGAAAAGGCAGCAGAGAGGCUGUUGGCUGCAAACCCAAGUCUGUCUGAAAAGUCCCUGCAUAUCCUUUUAGAGCGAGGUCUUGUUCAAGUGGAAGGAGGAGUGAUCUUCUCCAGAGACUUUCGUAUUAAUCUGAAAAAUCUAGUACGCCUCAGCCCAGAGCAGUGUCUGGAGUUGCAGUCGAAGAUACAAGCCUCUGUUCUAGUUAUUCUAGCAGAAGCAGGCUUUGAUGAAAUAUAUCUUCAACCACAUCAGAAGAUUGUUACAUCUGCACUUCUUCAGGCUUAUAGGGACAGAAAUCAUACCGUGGUGAAAGUACCGGGCAAUCAUCAUGUCCAUAUGAACAAUCCUGAAGUCGUUGCUCCUCUUGUGUCCGACUUCCUGCAAACUAAAGUGUUGAAGUCAGACAGUGGAACAGAUGAAGGGACCUCUAAGUUAUAGAUAAAACAAUAACCCACUCAUUUGGCCUUGAUUCAUACAAAAGUAAUUUUAACAACUUUGUAAGGUCUUGUAUUUAUACUUUGUUUACACUCACCUUGGUGCUUAAUCCUCAGUAGCCAUCCUGCUAUAUAGGCAUCAGCUCAUGCUACCUUUGUUGACUCCUGAAUUAUUUAGAGUUUUUUUAACUGUUCUGUGCAUUUUCACUGCUAUUCAGACUGGAAAUGCCUCCAGAUAGUCUGUGGAUAAACAGUGGGGGGAAGUGACCAGAUAUGGACAAAAAAACAGCCAACUUUUGUAUUUUCUCUGUUUUGAUCGUUGUUUUAUUGAACCACUUCAAAGGUGGAAAUACCAACCAGGUACAAUAAAUUGUAGGAAUUCAUGUCAAGUCUGUUUUGAUGUCAAGGUCAACAUGUUUUUUUUUAUGAUACAUUUUUUUUGUUUUGUUAUCAGAAAAUACAAUUCUGUAACAUGUCAAAAUAAUCAGUGAAGAAAGCUCCUGAAAAGUAACACUUGAAAACCUCAGCUGACGCUGAUGUGAUGGUUCAGAGUAUUUGCUAACAAGAAAAAGCGUCAGAAUAAUUUAGCACUAGUCGUUGAAAAAAAGGAUAGCUUUUUCUUUAUAUUCUUCAUGACAGCGAAAAAAACGUAAUUUUUCUUCUGUUUGUACAUCUAAGUAAUAAAAAUUCUUUCAUCACA
Molecule: messenger RNA, 1723 nt
Organism: Cheilinus undulatus (humphead wrasse)
Lineage: Eukaryota; Metazoa; Chordata; Actinopteri; Labriformes; Labridae
Product: serine hydrolase-like protein
Exons: 13
Coding region: 44-1027 (327 amino acids)
Source: RefSeq, a predicted model, not a curated record